AUGGGCGAGUCCAACUCUUACUACAACGGCCAGCAGCAGCAGCAGCAGGGUUACUCUGCUCCCCAGCAGCAGGAGCAGCAGUACAACUCCAACGAGCAGGCCGACGGUGACCGCGGCAUGGGCAAGGGCGCCAAGAUCGCCGUUGGUGUCGGUGCCGCCGCCGCCGUCGCUGCCGGUAUCUACGCCGUCAAGCAGCACCACGACCACAAGGAGGAGGAGAAGUUCCAGCAGCAGCAGCAGCAGCAGUUCAACCAGGGCGGCAACUUCGGCGGCCAGGGCGGCAACUUCGGUGGUCCUGGUGGUCCCGGCGGCCCCGGCGGUCCCCAGCACGGCAACCGUGAGGGCCCCGGCGGCUUUGGCGGUGAGCGCGGUGGACCUGGCGGCUUCGGCGGCCAGCAGGGCGGUCCCGGCGGUCCCGGCGGCUUCAACGGCGGUGGUGGUGGCCACCACGGUGGCCCUGGCGGCGAGCGCGGUGGUCCUGGCGGCUUCGGCGGCCCUGGUGGUCCCGGUGGUCCUGGUGGUCCUGGUGGUCCCGGUGGCCCCGGUGGCCACCACGGCGGCGGCGGCGGUGGCCGUUGGUAA
Messenger RNA from Apiotrichum porosum, 582 nucleotides. RefSeq lists its product as uncharacterized. NCBI's taxonomy places the organism in Eukaryota, Fungi, Basidiomycota, Tremellomycetes, Trichosporonales, Trichosporonaceae. The record is from RefSeq and is a predicted model, not a curated record. The coding region runs from base 1 to 582 and encodes 193 amino acids. The transcript has 4 exons.